This is a messenger RNA of Anopheles darlingi, 455 nucleotides long. RefSeq lists its product as uncharacterized. NCBI's taxonomy places the organism in Eukaryota, Metazoa, Arthropoda, Insecta, Diptera, Culicidae. Bases 1 to 408 code for a protein of 135 amino acids. The transcript has a single exon. Gene Ontology annotation, cellular component: cytosol; mitochondrion. The record is from RefSeq and is a predicted model, not a curated record. Gene Ontology annotation, molecular function: peptidyl-tRNA hydrolase activity.
AUGAGGGCCUUCCGUACGCUGCUCGCUGCCGCUGCCCGCCGUGACGACCCGCUGAAGAUGGUGCUGGUGGUGCGCACGGAUUUGGGGCUCAAGAAGGGCAAGAUUGCAUCGCAGUGCGCCCAUGCGGCCGUCAUGUGUUGCAUGAGGGCGGCGACGGCCGGGAGCGACACGCACCGGCUGCUUGACUCCUGGCUCGCGCAAGGUCAACCGAAGAUCGUACUGAGGGUGGACGGUUCGGAGGAGUUGCAUUUACUAACCCAACGGGCGACCGCGGCCGGUGUGAUCGCAGAGAUCGUGCGAGAUGCCGGAAGAACGCAAGUGGCCAGCGGAACCGAAACCGUGCUUGGUCUGGGCCCGGAACGUAGCGAAGUGAUCGAUACCUUGGUGGGGAACCUUAAGUUAUUGUAGAUGAUGAUAACGAUGAUGGAUUGUAAAUAGAUUGUUGUUAGUUGGAA